This is a messenger RNA of Bursaphelenchus okinawaensis, 557 nucleotides long. NCBI's taxonomy places the organism in Eukaryota, Metazoa, Nematoda, Chromadorea, Rhabditida, Aphelenchoididae. The record is from the annotation of a GenBank genome assembly.
AUGAACACCUUCCCAGAUCGCACGUUUUCUCAACUCACAGUAGACCCAUCCAAAUACGUUUAUCAUCCAACUCCACAAAGAUCUCCAUUAACAAAGCAAGUCGAUCAACUUGCAUAUCAUAUUCCACAAAACAAAUAUGCCAAGAAUCCGUGGAGUUACGCUCCAGAAUUCCUUAAGGUAUUCACUGACGUUAGAGUACCUGAGGGUGGGAAGGCGGUGUUUGAUUGUGUACUACUGGGGUCACCUAGACCAAGGGUAAGUUGAGAGAGGGAGUGAAAGACGUAACGAGAAAGAGAGAGUAAGAUAGUAAGAGAAAGAUAUACUAUUCUUUGUACCGUACUUUAUGUACUGCUUUAAUAUUUUAGGUAAUUUGGCUGUUCAAUGACGAAAAACUUACUGUGGAAGACGUAGUAAUCGAAGAUACUUCGGAUUUGUGUCGACUUACAAUUCCAUAUGUUCAACCUUAUCACUAUGGUACUUAUACAGUACUAUGUGAGAAUGAAGUUGGUCGUGCUGUCACCAGUGCUACCCUACUGCCAUUUUACGCCGACUAUUGA